Messenger RNA from Tupaia belangeri chinensis (Chinese tree shrew), 4079 nucleotides. RefSeq names its product regulatory factor X5 (gene RFX5). Gene Ontology annotation, molecular function: RNA polymerase II cis-regulatory region sequence-specific DNA binding; DNA-binding transcription factor activity, RNA polymerase II-specific. Gene Ontology annotation, biological process: regulation of transcription by RNA polymerase II. The transcript is spliced from 11 exons. The record is from RefSeq and is a predicted model, not a curated record. Lineage: Eukaryota; Metazoa; Chordata; Mammalia; Scandentia; Tupaiidae. The coding region runs from base 104 to 1972 and encodes 622 amino acids.
UACAACCAUACAGAAAAAGGAAAAUAAAGCAACGCACGAGCCCGCUGGGCCAGCACGGUGGGGCUGGGCUGGAGUGAAGGUGGCUACGAGCCCACAUGCUGGGAUGGCAGAAGAUGAGCCAGAUGCUAAGAGCCCCAAGACUGGGGGAAGGGCCCCUCCAGAUUGCGCCGAGGCUGGGGAACCUACCACUCUUCUUCAAAGGCUCCGAGGUACCAUUUCCAAGGCCGUGCAGAACAAAGUAGAGGGGAUCCUGCAAGAUGUACAGAAAUUCUCAGACAACGACAAGCUGUAUCUCUACCUUCAGCUCCCCUCGGGGCCCAGCACUGCAGACAAGAGCUCAGAGCCAAGCACACUUAGCAGCGAGGAGUACAUGUACGCCUACCGGUGGAUCCGCAACCACCUCGAAGAGCACACCGACACCUGUCUGCCAAAGCAAAGUGUCUACGAUGCCUAUCGGAAGUACUGUGAGAGCCUCGCCUGUUGCCGCCCACUCAGCACAGCCAACUUUGGCAAAAUCAUCAGGGAGAUCUUUCCUGACAUCAAGGCCCGAAGGCUUGGUGGCCGGGGCCAGUCUAAAUACUGCUACAGUGGCAUACGGAGGAAGACCUUGGUGUCUAUGCCACCACUGCCCGGACUUGAUCUAAAAGGUUCAGAGAGUCCAGAAAUGGGCCCAGAAGUGACCCCAGCACCUCGGGACGAACUGGUAGAGGCAGCCUGCGCCCUGACCUGUGACUGGGCAGAGCGAAUCCUGAAACGCUCCUUCAGUUCCAUCGUUGAGGUUGCCCGCUUCCUGCUGCAGCAGCAUCUUAUCUCUGCCCGGUCUGCGCACGCCCAUGUGCUCAAGGCCAUGGGGCUUGCUGAAGAGGACGAACACGCCCCUCGGGAGCGGUCAUCAAAGUCCAAGAACGGUGUCGGUGUCGAGAACCUAGAGGGCGGAGCCCAUAAGAAAUCAGAGAGACCAUCCCAGCCUCCAAAGGAGCAGGAAGCCCGGGCUGGGGCUAGCACUCCAGCACGGGGAGAGCGGAAGAAGAGUGUAGUUGAGAGCUCGGCUCCCGCAGCGAAUAACCCACAGGUUAAUGCUCUAGUGGCCCGGCUGCCUCUGCUCCUCCCCCGAGCCCCUCGCUCCCUUAUUCCACCAAUCCAAGUCUCUUCACCCAUCCUGGCCCCCAAGCUCCCUUCAGGUGCCCUAAAAGUGGCUACACUGCCUCUGCCAAGUAGGGCAGGGGGGCCCCCAGCAGCCGUGCCCAUCAUUAACAUGAUCUUACCUACUGUUCCUGCUUUGCCUGGGCCUGGGCCUGGACCAGGGCCUGGACCGGGACGAGCGCCUCCUGGCGGCCCUACUCAGCUCCGGGGCACAGAGAACAGGGAGCUAAGCAUAGGUGGUGACCUAACACCCCAUGACAAGGGCAUCAAGAGGACAGCUGAAGUACCUGUGAUCGAGGCCAGUGGGCAGGACCCACCAGCCAAAGCAGCGAAGCCAGAUACCGAAGACACAGCGAGUGAUGCCAAAAGAAAACGGGGGCGCCCUCGAAAAAAAUCAGGUGGAAAUGGGGAAAGGAAUUCUGCAUCUGAGAAAUCAGCAGCAGCCACGGACUCCACCCAGUCCUCAAGGUUACCAUGGGAGACAUGGGGCUCUGCAGAGAAAAGCUCCUCAGCUGGAGGGGCAGAGACGCCAGGGCCUCUGGGAGAGACUGAGAAGGGAGCAGUGCUUGCUCAAGGUCGGGAAGACGGUGUUGUUUCCAAAGGAGGAAAGGGCCCUAGUUCCCGGCAUGCCAAAGAAGCAGAAGAUAAAAUUCCUCUUGUCACCCCAAAAGUGAGUGUCAUCAAAGGCUGUAGAAGCCAAAAGGAGGCUCUUCAGUUGGUAAAGGGAGAGUUAGACACUGCAGCACAGGGUAAUAAAGACUUAAAGGAGCACGUGCUUCAAAGUUCCUCAUCCCAUGAACAUAAAGACCCCAAAGCAACACCCCCAUGAAAGGUCUGUGGAAAGCAUUAUUUAUAUCUAUAUGUUAAUUCUACCUGUCUGCCUAGUAGGGGCCCUUCUCUGCACUUGCUCUUAUUUGGCUGUUCCUUCCCUAUCCAAGUCCAUUCUUCCCUGUGUAGACAGUUGAGUCACCUAGUCUUACAUAGUGCCUGGUUGCUGCCUCUGACCUUUCCAGCUCGUUACCCUUGGCUUUAGUGCAACCAAUAAAUCUGUAGUGACCUUCUUACCAGGAUCCCUGCCAUCCUAUAGAAAGAUAGGGCUAGGGUAAGUACGAUGAAUGUAUAAGUUAGGGAUCUUUUGGUUUUAAGUCAUAGAAAACCUAACUCAAACUGACUUAAAACAAAAAGGAUUUAUUGGUUCAUGAAACUACAAAGUCCAGAGGUAGUGCUGGCUCCGUGACGCUUAAUCCAGUGGCUGAGUAUGUCUCUAAAUAGCUGAUUGAGUGUUUUGCUCACUGCUCCACCUUCUGUAGGAUCAACUUAAACCUGGGGCACCUCACGGCUAGCAGCAUGCCUAAGAUGACAUGUUUUCGCGUUUAUGUCCAGAGAGGACAUCUUUGUGACAGUAAUGCAAGCAAAAAGCCUUGAGAUUCGCUCUGAAUAGGCCAGCCAGGGUCACAUGUCCACCCUGAGCAAUCACUGUAGCCAGAGGAUGGUAUAUGCUAAUUUGUAUGCUAAUUCUACAUCAUGGACUACAUCUUUGGGGAAAAGGUGGGAUCAGCCUCCACAAUCUCAUAGGUUCUCCAGAUGAGACCUUGGAGGGAGCUGCUGGGCAGGGAACUGACACUCUGCUGCUACUAUGAAGUCCAUGUAGUUUUGGUGCACUAGGUUGAGAUCAGCUGUUUUCCUUUUUUCCUCAGUUUUGCAUUUACUGCAGCUCUCUCUUGUUCUAGUCUCAGAGGAAGGAAUGGGAAGUCACUCUCCUUUGGGAACUUUCUCUUCACUCUCAUUUAGAUGGCAAUCCCUCUUUUCCCUCCAUUUCUGUCUAAGAGAUGGAGCUCCUUCCUUUUCCUGUUUCUGAGCUUUUGUUUUCUCCUCCUCCCUUCCCUAUCCACCACCCUGCUGCCUCUUGGACCAACCAGAGUGAAAAAUUUACUUCCUAGUCAUUUCACUAAGUUCAUUCUGUAUCUCUCCACCAGGUGUCAGUCUCUUGUUACAUAUAUAGAGAGAGACUUAGCCAGGACUAUGAAGUUGAGGCUACAUGUGUGGAAGAAGGCAGUUCUGCAUAUCAGAGAUCACCAAAGGGAAGGGAAUCUAGCCACUCUUUGUAUGUCCUUGAGAAAGGCAGUAAACCAACCAAUAUUUGCUGAGGACCUACUUUGUCCUCUAUAUAGGGUAGCUUCUGUCAGGGAAUCUUGGUUCUUCCCAAGAAAUAGAUAUUCUUUCAGGGAAACUUAAUUCAUUUGUUCAUUUAUUUCUAUCACAACAGAUUUUUAAAAAUUAUAAUAUGUAAUAUUUGAUAUCUAAAAAAUAAGUAACAUGAAUAAAUUAUGAAGUAUCAUAGUAAAAUAAGUAUCUAUGACCCAUCACUCAAUUUACAUAUUAAAACAUUAGAAAUACCACUGACUGUGUAUGUCCUGUCCCCUGCCUCUCCUUAGAGGCAACUACUUCCUCGAUUUUGUGUUUAUUAAUUAACUGCUCUACAUGUUUUUAAAAACAUAUGUAUACUUCAAAAAUAUGUUUAGUUUUGCUUGUUUUAACUUUACAAAAAUGUUACACUCUAAUAGCCCCCUGCAAUUUGCUUUUUCCCCCCACUUACCAUUGUUUCUAAGGUUCAUCCAUGUUAUUGUUCACUCAUUUUCACCCGUAUACUAUCCCAUCAAGCGCAUUAACCACAAGUUAUUUAUCCAUACAUCUAUCAAUGAUAUUUGGGCUGUUUCCAAUUUUCUGCUAUUACAAACAAUGCUGCUAUGAACAUUCUUGUACAUGUUAGUGCCUUUGUUUUUAGUAAGAUUUAUAAUGAGGUUUCUAAGAUGGUACUUUUUGGUCUGUAUACCCUCUGAGUUGGGGACUGUUCCCUUGUCUUAUUCUCUGGAAGAAUGUACCCCAGAUUGAAAUGAAUUGUUCCUUGAAAGUUUGGUAAAAUUCACCUAUAAAGC